CACCAACAGCAACGCGCCAAGCCGCUCCACCAACCACAUACAUCUAACCUCACUAACUACAGGGAUCUCUCGCGCUGCAAGUGAGGAACUCUUUCGACCCUUCGCGCCGAACCCAUAACCCCAUUUACCACCAGAGCAUGGAAUUGAACAGAGAACAUUUUAGCAGAGGCACUCCAGCGGGCAAACGCAAACAUUCUGGAUCCCCUGCCUUCAAGGACCGACCAUCGAAACACAUGCGCGAAACGGACAGCUUUUCGGACGACGACAGUGACCUGGAGGUAGACAUGAUAUCCCCAGAUGCGUCCGCCCUCACCUUGCCCCUGGGCAUCGAGCCCGAGAGGUUACUGCCAGCCACCGCGCUGGCAGACUCUGCCGAGUGGCAGCGGACAAUAGAGUCGGUCGUGAGGAACGUCGUCUCGAUCCGGUUCUGCCAGACGUGUUCGUUCGACACCGAUUCGGCCUGCACGAGUGAGGCGACGGGUUUCGUGGUGGACGCGGAGAAGGGAUACAUCAUGACGAAUCGACACGUCGUCUCGUCGGGUCCCUUCUGGGGAUACUGCGUGUUUGAUAACCACGAGGAGUGUGAUGCCUAUCCCGUCUACCGAGACCCUAUCCACGACUUCGGAAUCCUACGAUUCAACCCGAAGGACAUCAAGUACAUGCCAGUUGCUGCGCUGCAGCUUCGACCCGAUCUUGCCAAAGUUGGCACGGAGAUUCGCGUCGUCGGUAACGAUGCCGGAGAGAAGCUCAGCAUUCUAUCAGGUAUAAUCAGUCGGGUGGACCGAAAUGCACCGGACUACGGCGAGGGAUACAACGACUUCAACACCAACUACAUACAAGCUGCGGCGUCUGCUAGCGGUGGUAGUUCGGGCAGUCCUGUAGUCAACAUCGACGGCUACGCGGUUGCGUUGCAGGCGGGAGGUAGCACCGAAGCUGCAACAGAUUACUUCUUGCCGCUCGACCGGCCUUUGAGAGCUCUCCAGUGUAUCCAGGCCGGAAAGCCUGUGGCUCGAGGAACCAUCCAAACGCAGUGGCUGACCAAGCCAUUCGACGAAUGUCGUCGGUUGGGGUUGACGCCUGCUUGGGAGGAUGUUGUACGGAAGGGGUUCCCCAAGGAGGUCGGCAUGCUUGUUGCGGAGACCGUCUUGCCCGAAGGUCCUGGACAUGAACACAUCGAGGAAGGUGAUAUCUUGCUCAAGGUCAACGGCGAGCUACUUACCAAGUUCGUCCGCCUGGAUGAGAUUCUUGAUGAUUCUGUCGGCCAGACGGUCAAACUCUUGAUCUCGCGUGGUGGACAGGAUAUUGAGGUGGAGCUUACCGUCGGCGACCUGCAUGCUAUAUCCCCAGAUCGUUUCCUGGUCGUGUGUGGCGCCGCUUUCCACAACCUCUCCUAUCAGGCUGCUAGACUUUACGCGAUUGCAGUCAAGGGUGUGUAUGUCUGCGAGCCCGCUGGAUCUUUCAGAUUCGACGGUGGCGCAGACUCGGGUUGGAUAAUCGAGUCUGUAGACAAUCAAAAGACGCCCUCACUCAAUGAGUUUAUCGAAGUUAUGAAGACUAUUCCAGAUCGUGCAAGAAUCGUUGUCACAUAUCGGCAUCUUAGGGAUUUGCACACCAUGCAUACAUCGAUCUUGCAUAUCGAUCGCCAUUGGACCAGUAAGAUGAGAAUGGCUAUUCGAAAUGACACGACCGGUCUGUGGGACUACGAAGACAUCGCCGAUCCCCUACCACCACAACCAGUGCUUCCCCAGAAAGCACAGUUCAUUCGAUUGGAUCAUGUUAGCCAACCAUGUGUAUCCGACUUGAUUCGUUGCUUCGUUCGGGUGUCGUGUGCGAUGCCACUGAAGCUCGACGGAUUUCCGAAGUCCCGCAAGUCUGGCUUCGGGCUUGUCGUCGAUGCAGAGAAGGGGUUGGUGAUCGUGUCGAGAGCUAUCGUGCCGUAUGAUCUGUGCGAUGUGUCCGUCACAAUCGCCGAGUCCGUGAUCGUGGAAGGCAAAGUACUAUUCCUGCAUCCCCUGCAGAAUUACGCCGUUGUGCAGUAUGACCCGAAGCUUGUCCAGGCGCCUGUGCAGUCCGCCAGGCUCAGCGAAGAGUCAAUGAGACAAGGAGCGGAAACUAUCUUCUUGGGAUUCAACCAGAAUCUGCGGGUUGUUGUGGCGAAGACUUCGGUCACCGACAUCACGACGGUUGCCGUCCCCCCCAACUCAACAGCACCUCGAUACCGUGCAAUCAACAUCGACGCCAUUACUGUGGACACGAACUUGAGCAGCCAGUGUGGAAGUGGUGUUCUUGCGGAUGAGGACGGAACAGUACGGGCCCUCUGGUUGACAUACCUGGGCGAGCGAGCUCAUGGCGGCAAGGAUGUGGAAUACCAUCUGGGUCUCGCAACGCCUUCGGUACUACCCAUCAUUCGACAGAUCCAGCAAGGGAUAAUCCCCCAGCUGAGAUACCUGAACGUUGAACUGCACUUGGUUCACAUGAGCCAGGUCCGUAUCAUGGGUGCAUCGGAGGAAUGGAUCCGAAAGGUCGAGGAAGACAACCCCGAGCGCCACCAGUUGUUCAUGGUCCGCAAAGUCGAAUGCGGCCGUGCACAGGUGCUGCAAGAGGGUGAUCUGAUCCUCAGCAUCAACGGGAAAAUCAUGACGCGAAUCACCGACCUUGACGUUAUGUACGACAAGGAGGAGCUGGAUGUGGUCAUCGUGCGAGGCUGCGAGGAGAUGAACUUGAGGGUCCCCACCGCCCCUACGGACGAUCUGGAGACGGAUCGUGUGGUCAUCUUCUGUGGAGCGGUACUGCACCGCCCCCACCACGCAGUCCGACAGCAGAUCAGCAAGAUGCACUCGGAGAUCUACGUUUCUGCACGAACGAGGGGAAGUCCGGCGUAUCAGUACCAGCUGGUCCCGACAAACUUCAUCUUGGCGGUCAACGGCGUCAAGACACAGGAUCUCGACAGCUUCCUCGCCGAGGUGUCGAGGAUUCCCGACAAUACUUAUUUCAGACUGAAGGUCAUGACCUUCGACAAUGUUCCCUUUGUUAUCUCUAUCAAGAAGAAUGAACACUAUUUCCCGACAAUGGAGUUUAUCAAGCAAGGGGAUGGGUGGAAACGGCAGACGUACGACGGGAAGUCGCCACACGAAGGGUUGGAGUCCAACAUGGUGGCAGAGAUCAUGGAUGAGGUGGCGGCAUACGAAUGAGCGAAUACGGUGUCCGUCUUGUUAUUUUGAUAGACCAGUAGCGGCGCUUUUGUUUUCUGUCUGAUCUCCGUGGGCUGCAUCGAGGAGGCUCUGUGACUGACUGUCCUUUCAUUGCAUUGUCUGAGUGUUGUAUGUACAUUAUUGGAAAUGCGUGAGGGACUGAGAACGAAAUGAGUUGAGCGCUUGUUCGUGAGUGCUUAGUGG
This is a messenger RNA of Tricharina praecox, 3395 nucleotides long. RefSeq names its product trypsin-like cysteine/serine peptidase domain-containing protein. Bases 138 to 3191 code for a protein of 1017 amino acids. The record is from RefSeq and is a predicted model, not a curated record. The transcript is spliced from 9 exons. NCBI's taxonomy places the organism in Eukaryota, Fungi, Ascomycota, Pezizomycetes, Pezizales, Pyronemataceae. Gene Ontology annotation, molecular function: serine-type endopeptidase activity; protein binding. Gene Ontology annotation, biological process: proteolysis.